This is a messenger RNA of Drosophila obscura, 735 nucleotides long. RefSeq lists its product as uncharacterized. Lineage: Eukaryota; Metazoa; Arthropoda; Insecta; Diptera; Drosophilidae. Bases 8 to 640 code for a protein of 210 amino acids. The transcript has 2 exons. The record is from RefSeq and is a predicted model, not a curated record.
UUGAAGAAUGCGUCUCGCGUUGUCUCUUCUGGUUCUGAUCGCACUGAUCGUGGUGGCUUCUCAGGCUCAAAACAGGCAACGACGCCAAGCAAAGGCCAAGGCUUUUAGCAGUGCAACACCUCGCCAGGUGCGUGCUCAGGCAAAUCGCAAUGCCAGGGCCAGCACAAGCAAUGCGCGGCGGCGUUCGGUAAGCGCACGUCGCACCACAGUAGCUAAAACCACGGGCAACUCCCGAAGUAAAUCGGUUAUAAUCAUUAACGGCUCCGGCAGCAGCAGUAGCAGCAGUAGCUCUACGCCCUCAUCCCGCUGUGUGACCACCACCAGCAGCUGCAGUGUUAACUCUAACGUCUGCGGACGCUGGAGCAGGACACGCCGUUGCCACCGAUUCAGGAAUCGUUGCCUGAUGGAGCGAGCCAAUUGUCGGGCAACUGUCUCAAGCUGGAAUGUAGUCAAUCUGGGCAAUUGUUCGAGCAUUACGGUAAAUCAGACAGGAACCUGCCGCAGCACUUUCUCCACAUCUUCGUCAUCGUCCACAACCUCGAGCUCAUCCUCUACUGGUGGCUGGUCCAGCAUUCUGUCCUCUAUAUUGGGCUCAUCUUCCUCGUCGAACAUAACGCCCAUAAUUAUAAGAACGGGUUAAGCUGCAUAUAUGUACAUAUGUAUAUACAAAAUUCCUAGGGAAGAAAAAACAUACAACUCUUAAAUAGUUAAUUCAGGUACGUUGUAAAUAAAAUA